AUGACUACCCAAAUCAGCCAUCAGGUUACAUACCUAGAGCUCAGCUACGACAAAGAGCCUAAUUUCCAGCCGUGUAUUAAGGUGUCAGUUUUCUUCAAGAAACUGGAAUCAGUUUCGUACGAGACGUUUUUUGAGCACUGGAAAACCGUUCACGCGGACCUUGCCAUUGCAACAAAAGCUUUCCAAGGCAACAUUCUUCGAUAUCUUCAGCACCACCAAGCUCCGGAGAUGAAAGCUCGAGCUCAAAGUCUGGGCGCGAACGUUCUUGACUAUGAUGGAUGUGCCCAGCAUUGGGUGAGAAACAGGGAUGAUUGGAUGAAAUUCUACACGAGCGAGGAAUAUGCGGCUAGUUUGAGUGAGGACUGCGAUCGCUUCAUGAAGCUCCCGAUGACAUACAUGGUUGGGUAUGAGAAUUUAGUGGUGGGUGAUGCUUUGAAGGAUAUAGGGGGGCAAAGAUAG
Penicillium maclennaniae is the source of this 459-nucleotide messenger RNA. Its product is annotated as EthD domain-containing protein. NCBI's taxonomy places the organism in Eukaryota, Fungi, Ascomycota, Eurotiomycetes, Eurotiales, Aspergillaceae. The record is from RefSeq and is a predicted model, not a curated record. Bases 1 to 459 code for a protein of 152 amino acids. The transcript has 2 exons. Gene Ontology annotation, molecular function: oxidoreductase activity.